AAAAUAAUCACCAAUAAAAAAAAAAGAAGCUUGGGUGGUCAAACAAAAAAUGGCGGAGAAGAAGAGAGUCAAGUACUUCAUUGUUGAUGCAUUUGCUGAAUCUGCCUUCAAAGGGAAUCCAGCUGCUGUUUGCUUUCUAGACGACGAUAACGAGAGAGACGACGCGUGGCUUCAGUCUCUUGCUGCAGAGUUCAACCUCUCCGAGACUUGUUUCCUCACUUCGAUCAUCGGAGACUUCCCUCGAUUCCGUCUCCGUUGGUUCACUCCAGUCGCUGAGGUGGAUUUGUGUGGUCAUGCAACUUUAGCAUCUGCUCACGUUCUCUUCUCAACUGGUUUGAUUGAUUCAGAAACAGUUGAGUUCGACACAUUAUCAGGGACUCUAACAGCUAAACAUCUCAAAAUUGAUGAUGAAAUCGAAUUGGAUUUCCCUGUUGUACCUACUUUUGAAGCCAACUACAUUGAUGAUGAUCUCUCUUUGUUCUCCAAAGCCUUGAAUGGAGCUACCAUUGUUGAUGUUAAAGCCACAAAGAAGGACAUCCUCGUUGUGCUUUCAUCUUGGGAAGCUGUCAUUGACUUGAAGCCAAGAUUAGAUGAGAUAUCGAAAUGCCCUUGUGAAGGAAUGAUGGUGACUGCCUCUGCUUCUGCUGGGUCUACUUUUGAUUUCUGUAGUCGCUACUUUGCCCCAAGAUUCGGAAUCAAUGAGGACCCUGUUACUGGAAGUGCGCAUUGUGCCUUAGCACAUUACUGGAGCCUCAAGAUGAACAAGUGUGAUUUCUUCGCCUACCAGGCUUCAAGCAGAGGGGGAACGUUGAAGGUGCACCUGGACAAAGAGAAGCAGAGGGUUCUGCUCAGAGGCAAAGCAGUCACUGUUAUGGAAGGUUAUAAGCCUACACGAAAGGAGGCUGCGGCUGCUAUAAGGGUCGCUUGGGACAUCAAUAAGUGUCCGGUUCCAGAUGGCUAUGAUCCUCGUAUGGUCCGUCCGAGUAUUAAACGGUUUUUGGAGAAGAAAGGCUACUAUGGUCCUCUCACCGUCGUUGCCUUUGGCGAUCUAGCCCACGCCUCUGAAAAAUUCCUGAGAGAACUCUUUUCCAGCGGAAUCCAUCUUACCAACGUCACCCCCAAAGCCGAUCCGGAUGACUGCUCUCGUUCACCUUAUCAUCUAAAAAGUGAAGGCUACAACCCUCUCAAACCAUUUCUGUUUCCUCCUCUUGAAAGCUUAAUUAUGGAAGAUUCAGUUUCUCUUGUGGCGUGUGAACCUGCCUCGUGGGAUUGCUUAGUAUGCGCCCGUGAUCCUCCUGGCCUAAUCUUUGAAAAUUUGAUCACACAUCUAUCUAGUGAAGAACAUCAUGAGCUGCUGUUGUCUAGGUGUACUUUGGACCCGGAAGCUGUUAAGUCGUCGUGUCCGACAUUUGUCUAUUGGGACAUCAAUUCGUGUCCGGUUCCCUCUGGCUUUGAUGCUAGUCUGGUCGGCCCGUGCAUCAAACAUUUCUUGAAGAAACAAGGCUGCUAUGGUCCUCUCACCAUCACUGCCAUUGGCGUACUAACAGACGUCACUAAUGACAUCCUGAGUCAAGUCUAUCACAGUGGCAUCAAUCUUCAGAACGUCCCCUACGGUCCCUCAGGCGCUUAUGAGGUCAUUUUUGAUCGUUCCAAGAGGUCUGGAAGUCUAUGUAAUUUAAUGGUCAUAUCGGAUGCCAGAAUCUUCGCUGGUCACCCUCUCUCUCUACGAACAGAAUUCAACUUUCUGAAGCCGUAUCCAUGUGAUUCUCUUCUGAUCUUUCUGGAAGACUCGGGGGCACUUGACGAUGAGUAUAGCUGCAGUGAAACGGCCGGCUUCUGCUUUUGUUCGUUAUGCCAGGACCAGACUCCUCCUUUCCAAGCCUUUGAAAGUUUCACCACGCAUCUCUCUGGUACAUACCAUCAACAGAAGUUGUCGGAGCUGUUACCGAUAAGUCUUCAAGCUCGAAUAUGGAAUGCACCAAAAGGUGACCGUCUUGAGGAAAACAUAACAUUGGUCUUUUGGGACAUCAAUACUUGUCCGGUUCCACCCGAAUGUGAUCCUCGUCAGGUCGCUCCGUUUAUUAAACGGUUUUUGAGUAAUAAAGGCUGCUCUGGUCCUCUCACCAUCACUGCCAUUGGCGUACUAACAGACUUCCCUAUUGACAUCCUUAGAGCACUCUAUUCCAGUGGAAUCGCUCUUAUGAACAUCCCCCCUGGUGCAAGGGUUUCGGUCAGCAUGAAUUGUCUUCUUGUUGAGUAUACCCUUGAGAAUCCACCUCCAGCUAAUAUAUUGCUCAUAUCCGAAGCAGUAUCCAUUUUUCCUCAACUAGUGAUCGGAUCCAAUGUUUUUAAGCUGGUCGAAUGUGAUUUUCGUGAAAGCCUUUUCUUGGCAGGGGCACUUGAGGAGGAUAGGUGCAGUGAAACGAGUGAAUCCUCUUCCUUCUGGAUUUGCAUGGUAUGCGAUAGCGAUCUUGUUGGCCAAGGCUUUGAAAAUUUCACCACCCAUGUUACUAGUAGGCGACAUCAACGGGAGUUGUUGGACUGGUUGCCGUCGGAUGAUCGGUUUCAUUCCUUGGAGAAUGAUCUUGACCAAGGCAACGAAAGUGCAAGACUUGAAGAUGAAGAUGAAGAUGAAGAUGAAGAUGAAGAUGAAGAUGAAGAGGAAGAUGAGGAAGAAACAUGAGUUACCGAUGGAGAUGGUCUAAAACCAAGUGUAACUAGUCGGUAACGUUUUAGUGUUACAAACUCAUGAACUAUUUAGUUACAUUGGAAAUGAAAGUUUCGCAAUAAUGAAACUUUGUAUCUUGUGUUCAGUUUUGUUAUAAACUUGCAACAACACUACAAUGGUUAUGAACUUAUGAUGUUUUUAUAAAUCGCAAGUGAUUAU
This is a messenger RNA of Arabidopsis arenosa, 2887 nucleotides long. NCBI's taxonomy places the organism in Eukaryota, Viridiplantae, Streptophyta, Magnoliopsida, Brassicales, Brassicaceae. The record is from the annotation of a GenBank genome assembly.